AUGUCCGCCACAGGAAUGGAAAAUUUAGAAGGGGCCGAAUCGACGCACAACACCAAGGUGUCGGAUUCUGCCUACUCCAACAGUUGCAGCAACAGUCAAUCGCAAAGGAGCGGAAGCUCCAAGUCACGACACAGUGGUAGCAACUCGUCCGGAAGCAGUGGAUAUGGAGGAAAGGCGUCCACGCAGGCCAGCAGCGUCGCUCCACUGCCCCAACCUACCACCAAGCGCACAAAGGAAAAGGACCGCAAGAAAAAGAAGCUAAAGACAAACACCGAAAUCUUGGUUUCGGUCGCCGAACAGCGCAGUGCGGCCUCGAACUUACCCACUGCGGAGGGUGUUGCCGCUGGCAAGAGUGUUGAACAGAAGGACAUUCAAGGAAAUGAGCCGGAAAAUACCGUUGCGGGAACCACAUCGAACAUCGGAUCUAGCUGCGAUCGUGGGUCGGCUGCGGGCCAGGCAGGAGCCGGUGGUAAUCAACAAGUCGCUCAGGAUGGAGAUGCAAACUCUCACCAUGGGAUAGGUUCGGGAGUGUCCACGGGCAACAUUGCUGAGGAAAUCGGCAACGAGGAAAAAGCUAAAGAAGAUGGCAAACAAAAGGUGCAGGAACGCCGGCAAGAUGGAAAUUCAUCGGAAGGCACCGGUCAACAGAAGAAACAUGACGCUCAGAACAUUCUUGUCGGAUCGGGUUCCCUUCCAGCAGGUGUUGCUUCAAUCGUUAACUCGAUUGCGGCUGGUGGAUCUUCCACUUCGCUCGUUAGACUCUCCGAACAACAGAGUCAGAAGCAAGGACAAACCCUCCAAAAGAAGCAACAAUCCAAAGUCGAGCAGAUGAAUGUCGAUUCAAAUGAUCAGCAGCAGCAGCAGCAGCAAAUACAACAGCAACAGCAGCAGCAACAACAACAACAAGGAGCGCAGAUACAAAAGCAGCAGCCCGCUGGCCAUCAGGCACAAACGGCUGAUCAGCAACAGGCACAGUCGCAGCAGGAAUCCAACACUCCGCGCACGAACAAACCGGACGUGGAAGAUGGCUUUUGCUGCGUCAUAUCGAUGCACGACGGGGUGGUACUUUUCACGACCCCUAGCAUCACCCACAGUCUGGGCUUCCCAAAGGACAUGUGGCUUGGUCGGUCGUUCAUCGACUUUGUGCACCCGAAGGAUCGGGCAACGUUUGCCAGUCAGAUCACGUCCAAGGUGGUCGUGCCGUUGGGCGAAUCGAAAAGUGGCCAGAAGGAUCAAAAGAAUUCACUUUACGUUAUGCUGCGCAAGUAUCGCGGGCUCAAAUCGGCCGGCUUCGGAGUCACGAAGACGUCGGUUAGUUACGAACCGUACCGUUUGGUGUUGACUUUCCGUGAGGCUCCAGCGGAGAACGCGGAGCUAAUGAGUGGACGAAGCAUUUUGCUGAUUAUCUCGGCGACGCCGGUCAAGAGUGCUUACAAGGAGGCGAAUGAAUCACUGUGCGAGCGGGAGCUGAAGUUUAGCACACGCCACACGACAUCGGGCGUGUUGAGCUACGUGGAUGGGAAUUCCGUUGAGUCCAUCGGUUACCUACCGCAGGACAUUCUUGGGCGGUCUAUCAUGGAGUUGUACCACCCGGAUGAUAUGUCUAUCUUGCGCAACGUUUACGAAACGGUCAUGGUGAAGGGACAAACGGCUGGGGCGUCUUUCGUCAGCCAACCGUACCGCUUUCUGGUGAACAACGGAUGCUACAUCGUGCUCAGCACCGAAUGGACGAGCUUCGUAAAUCCGUGGUCGAGAGAGCUGGAGUUUGUCAUUGGCAACCAUCGGAUCCUGCAGGGUCCCUCGAGACCGGAUGUAUUUGAUCCGCGGUUCUACUGCCAGGAGCAGCAUCAGUUUCCCGACGAGCUGCUCAAGGAAGCCAAGAUGAUUGAGGAGCAGAUCCUACGUCUGCUGAAGGAACCAGUCGCGAAACCCUCAGACAUGGUGAAGCAGGAGGUAUCGAAGCGUUGCAAGGCACUUGCCUCGUUCAUGGAGGAGCUGAUGGACGAGGUGGCCCAACCGGAGCUGAAGCUCAACCUACUCAACGAAUCGGACUUUACCUUCUCCGAGCGCGACUCGGUGAUGCUGGGCGAGAUAUCGCCUCACCACGAGUAUUUCGAUAGCAAGAGCUCGUCCGAGACGCCGCCAAGCUACAAUCAGUUGAAUUAUAAUGAGAAUUUGCAGCGCUUCUUCGAUAGCCGGCCGGUGAUGAACAUCGAGGAGCAGAUGAAGAUAGAUUCGUCCGGCGGGACGAACACGGAGACGAUCGAUGAGCAAACGCACGCGAGCCCGAACCAGCGAGGUUUUAGUGCCAGCGGUGGCGGAGGGAGCGGUGGGUCGGCCGGGAAUUUCAGCUCCGAAAGUAACGCCCAAAUGGACAGCACGACCAACACGACGAGCAACACGGGUGGGACGGGCGGAACGGGCAAAUCGAGUGGAGGCGGAGGUGGUAGCUUCCAACCGCCGACGCUCACCGAGGAACUGCUGUGCCAGCACAACGAGGAUAUGCAGAAGGUGAUGCUGAAGAAGCAUCGGGAAGCGCGAAUGGUGGCACGCGGGACGGAAAAGAACAAGAAGGGACCACCGGACAAAGGAGGUUACGGUGGGGCGAUGGCACACGGUGUCAAGCGAGGACCAUCGCACUCGUGGGAAGGUGAUGCGCACAAAGCGGUUAAGCACCAGCACACCGAGGACCCGAACGGGCCAUCGUGCAGUUACCAGCUGCAGCAGAAAGGAGGACCGGUGGCGUCACAAGCACUCCAGCAGCAGCUACUGAUUCAGCAACAGCAGCAAAAGCAACAGCAGCAGCAGCAAAACCAGCAGAACAAACAGCUCCACCUGCAGCAUUACAAACCACAGCAGCAGCAACAUCAUCACCAGCACCAGCAACAUGGACAACAGCAUGGUACAAUGGUUUCGCAAUCGAUGCAACUUCAGCCCAUGCAGCAACAGCAACCCCAGCAGCAGCAGCAGCAACCGGGACAACAGAUUCAAAUGUCCCAUCAGAGCCAAUUUCAAGCGCACGGCGUAGCCGGCUCGUCGUACUUCGCUGAGACGGCCAUGUCAGCGCAACUGAUGUCCUACAGUACGACCCACACGACGCCCUCUGUCAACGCACCGCAAAUGACGUACGUAACCAACGCCGGCGUCGGCUGUUCGAAUCGCAUCGGCGAACUGUGGCCACCGUUCAGUGUGAGCGCCACGACGACUACCGCGCCCGGCACCGGUCCAGCAAGCGUCAUGCCAUCGCAUAGCAUUUUCCCCACCCUAUACUACAUCCCAGCGGCGGCCACCGUCGCCACCGCACCUACCGCUCCCGCUCCCCAACCAGCCCCCCUCAGCGUGCCAUACAUGGCGGCCGGCGUAAUGUAUCCCCAUCCCCAGCUGUACCAGCAGUCGCUUCUCUAUCCACCCGUUAUGUACCACACGAUGCCUUACCAACCCCUGCCUCCUCCGUGCGGAAUCGAGAACGACUCCCGAAUCACUCAUCAGCAACAGCAACAACAGCAGCAACAACAGCAACAACAGCACCAGCAGCAGCAACAACACCAACAACAACAGCAGGAACAACAAAGGCAACAAUCCCAAGCAGGCCAACAAAAUGGCGGCCCAGGCAAUUCGCAAUCCAUCGGUGGUGGUUUACUCGGUCCCGGGCAGCCUUCCGGCAACAACGGGCAACAACCGGCACAACCGGUCGAAGGACAAGGUACAUCCGGUUAUGGUGCCACGAAACAGCUGCCCGUAUACAUGACGGUGCCACCAUCGGCCGGAAGUGGUUCGCUUUCGCAAACACCGUUCCAGCGGCCUUCAUCACAAGCGACCUCCGUUAAGGCGGAACCAGGCUCAGCCAUGGGAAGCAUCGCGUCAGCAUCGAUCGUUGCCAAUCGGGCAUUCUCGGAAUCAUCGAAAAAGGAUCUCACCGAUUCGCCGGUCAUCUCGAACGUGGACUGCACCGACUGUGGCCUCGAUGAGGUACUGGAAAAACAUCGCUGUUCGGGCGGUGCUAGUGGCGAAGCCGGAAACCGAAAGACGGGAUCCAGAGGCAAUAAUGCUGCUGGAAAGACGUCGAGUGGAGACGGUGAAGCGAGCGGCAAUGCCGUUGGAUUGUGCGAAUUGAGUGACGACAUGGACGAGUCGAGCUUUUCCAGCUUCUACUCGAGUUUCCUCAAGACGGACAACUCAUCCGAGGGCCACAGUGCGGCGGAGAAGAAGGAAUCGAACGAGAUGUGCUGGGAGAGUGGAUCGAUCGUUGGAGCUAAUGGAAGGAAGACUAGAGGGAGCCCGGGAGGUGGAUCAGCCGAGGGUGGUGGAGGGGGAGGUUCUACGAAUAAUGGCGGUGGGCGGGCUAAGCGACGUCCCAAUCCGCCAUGGUUGGAUAAUGUCAGUCAGACCAAGGAUCUCAUUUAUCGAUAUCAGAUUAACGAGCGUUCCAUCAAGGAGCUACUCGAUUCGGACAAUGUCAAAUUGAAGAAAUUCAGUCAGCCAAUUCUCGUCAACGAUCAGCUGGGGCAACUAUACCUUGAUCUCGAACUGGAAGGUCUCUCGGCAAAGCUAACACUUAGCGACGCAACAUCCGGCAGUAGCAGCGACGACUGCGACACAAAGGACAAAACCAAAGUAACCAAGCGCAACAUGAAGUACAGCAAGCUGGUGAUGAUCUACGAAGAGAACGCACCGUUUCCUCCUCCGAACCAUCCGGAGCCCGAACCGUAGGCGUAAUCGUGGACGAUGAUUUUUCAAACGGCCAAAGCAUGCGCCAGUACAGUAUUUCAGCUACUUUUUUCUAUGACUCAUACAAGUUAGAAAUCUAAGAAUGCAACUUUUUACGUUAGUGCUUAAGAGUUUAUCGACGCAGAUAGAUGUAGGAGAAGAAUACUUCUAAAGCAAGUAUCCUACAGUAUAUUCUUUCCUAUGGAUAGAUUAAAUAUUGUAUUUAAUUUUUUGAAGAUAAUAAACUGUAAACACCGUUCGUUUGGUUGU
Molecule: messenger RNA, 4977 nt
Organism: Anopheles coustani
Lineage: Eukaryota; Metazoa; Arthropoda; Insecta; Diptera; Culicidae
Gene: per
Product: period circadian protein
Exons: 6
Coding region: 1-4710 (1569 amino acids)
Biological process (GO): circadian regulation of gene expression; entrainment of circadian clock by photoperiod; negative regulation of transcription by RNA polymerase II
Cellular component (GO): cytoplasm; nucleus
Molecular function (GO): transcription cis-regulatory region binding; transcription corepressor binding
Source: RefSeq, a predicted model, not a curated record